UGUGGCGGUCGUGGGUCGUGGCAGACGCUGUCUGCUAUCCGUGACCGUACAACACCACCUAGAUUGGUCCGUACUGUGAGGCUGCUGUGCUUCAGCUGUGAUAGAGUUUUCGAGGCAUCUUAGGAAUUCGUCUUUCUUGUGUAGUGUCUAGAAAGUCGCUGCCCAAAAUGUCUGAUCUUAUCAUGAUUUUGACGGGAGCUAUCUCUCUGGUCACUAUCAUUCUCAUCGGCUUGCUCGUUUGGAGGGGCAGCACGUCAAGUGAGUUUCUUUUUAACAACAUAGGCACAUUUCGGUCUCCUGAACUUGUCGCGUUGUCACGUACCCCCACGGAAACUUUGGCUGAGUGUUCUCUAGUGCGGGAAAUAGAUGACGAUGAUGAAGAAGAUGAUGAAAUGUUGGAAGACAUGGUAGCAAUGCCUGAAGGAAAGAUUGGAGCUAAGAAGCGCAAGAAGCUUGAAAUGAAAGCUGAGAAACGGGCACAGAGAGAAAGGGACUUGGAGGACCGCGAGGAGCGCCGCCAGAAGCAGGCACUUGAUGAAGAGCGAAGAAAGCAGGAAGAGCAGCGAGAAAAGGAGCUUGAGGCUGAACGGGAAGCAGAAGAAAAGCGGCUAAAGGAAGAGAAGGAAAAACAGGAACUAGAGGAAUAUCUCAAGUUGAAGGAAGCAUUCUCAGUUGAAGGAGAAGGAUUCGAUGCUGCAACUGAAGAAGAGGCUCAAAACAAGCUACAAGAAUUUCUUGACCAUAUAAAGAAAGAAAAGGUUGUCAUUCUUGAAGAUCUAGCUGCAAAGUUUCAGUUGAAAACUCAGGAAUGCAUUGACCGUGUACAAGCCCUGCUAGCGGAUGAAACCCUGGUAGGUGUCAUCGACGAUCGAGGAAAGUUCAUCUACAUAACACGGCAAGAGCUUGAGGAAGUGGCACAUUUCAUAAAGCAGAGAGGACGAGUGUCCAUAAGUGAGCUUGUUGACAGCAGCAAUUCACUCAUCAACCUGACACCAGCAGCAUGACCUUUGUACUAGAGCUUUUAUACAUUCUUAUAAAGACACAAGUGAUAUAAUUGACUGUGUUGUUUGUGGUUGUGUUAUAACUAGUAUGUCUAUUGAUGAAAAUGAGCGGAAAGACUUUGGAGCAAGUUUUUACAUUGAUAAUUUAAUUGAAGUGAGUAGCAAUGAGGACAUGCUCAUUGCAUUCAGCGAGAUUAAGUAUUCUGCAUUUAAUCAUAUGGCAUGUUACUCAGAAUUUAGACUUGAAUGUUACACUAUUCCCUACGUAGUCUUUGAAAAUGUUAAUGUAAGCUAGGAAUGUGGAAACAGAAAAUUUUCAUCUAAAAAUGUUGCUAGACAUAAUUGUCACUCUCACCUUGUGCACUGAAAGCAGCAUUAUGUUGAUGUUUACAUAUUUUGCUUUAUCCUUGUGUCUUUGUGAGCUGGCGAAUUAAAUACAGCCACUGCAUAAAA
Rhipicephalus microplus (southern cattle tick) is the source of this 1454-nucleotide messenger RNA. It is a transcript of the gene Tsf2, whose product is annotated as transferrin 2. The record is from RefSeq and is a predicted model, not a curated record. Gene Ontology annotation, cellular component: recycling endosome; early endosome; extracellular region. Lineage: Eukaryota; Metazoa; Arthropoda; Arachnida; Ixodida; Ixodidae. Gene Ontology annotation, biological process: iron ion transport.